GUGUAGCUGCUCUGGAUGUGGUUCUGGUUUUCCUGAAAAUGGACAGAUUCUCUAUCACCACUGCUACAACGACCAACGCUUCGACCUUGCGAUUCUCUAUUCCUUUCCCUCAUAAACAACUUAGAAAAUUUGGAGUUUUUGCUGCUAAAGAUGACAAUAAACUUGGCAAUUGGGAUCAAAUGGAGCGUAAGUUUGGUAAAUUAAUCGGUGAAAACCCCAAACUUACCCUCGCCAAGAUAAAAGAUAGCAAAUUGAACCCAGAACAAGACAAAGGAAAGAGGCCUAAAGAUCUACUUGCAAAGGCUCCGAACACUACUAAGCAUAGCAUACCAAAUGUUGUUUUAUGGAAGGCAGCUACUUUGGAAGAGGAUGAUGUUGGGGCAAAGUUGUCGUCGAGGUUGUCUUUCAAACCUAAUUUAUCUCUGAAAAUGGGUAAAGAAGAGGGCAAGGAACGGUUUAGUGAUUUGAUAUUGGUGAGGAAUCCUGAACCUUUAAUAAAAAUUAACGACGAAGAAUCCACAAUUAAUAUUGAAGAGAGUACAUGCCAAACUGAAAAAGAUGUUUUUGUUCUACAAGAGCUUGGGAACGCAGAGGAUCAAGCUUCUGGAGAUCACAGUCGAUCAAGAUCUGAACUUUAUGACACAGACAAUAGUUCAAGAAAUCUUGACUUAACUUUUGAGAUGGAGAAUGUGGCAGUAAUCAAUCUUGACCCAUCACAGGAAAAUGAGGAAUUUUCAAACUUACAAGAAGAUGGUGGUCAUGAGAAUGAUCUUUUAACAGGAUCACAGCCUUCUGAGCACCGGGAUAUAGUGUCUGCUGAGGAAAGUUCAGCUUCUAAUAUAGCAGCUGAUUCAGUCUCAAAACUAUCUCCGGAUGCUACCUUGCAAACACCACCUAAAAGAUUAGAUCAACCUGCGAAAGAGGUGUCAAACAUCGGGGAAAGGAUUACUAGGAUCGAGAAUCUGAUACCAAAUUCUUAUUACACAAGUGAAAACUUUCCUUCAAUACCGCACUUGAAGGACCGUGAAGAUACAGACUGGAAAAGGGCUGAAGAUCUGAUUAAGACUACAGGAAGAGAAGAAGUGGAACUGAUAAGUUCUAGCAACCGAGGAUUUGUUGCUUCUUUUGGCUCUUUAAUAGGGUUUUUGCCAUAUCGAAAUCUUGCCACCAAGUGGAAGUUUUUAGCUUUUGAGUCUUGGUUGAGGAUGAAAGGCUUGGAUCCCGCUACAUAUAGAAAGAAUUUAGGCAUUAUCGGAAGCUAUGAUGCUAAAAGCAAGACAACUUCUCCUAAUCCAACCGUAGACCGUGAAAAGAUCGAGGAAGAACUAUCGCCCAAUAUGAAACUUGAAGAUCUUCUUGCGAUUUAUGACCAAGAAAAACUGCAAUACUUGUCAACUUUUGUUGGUCAGAAAAUCAAAGUGAAUGUGAUCUUGGCUGACAGAGAAUCUAGGAAGUUAAUAUUUUCUGUGAAGCCGAAGGAGAAGGAAGAAUCAAUCGAGAGAAAGAGAAGCCUCAUGACUAAGCUUAAAGUUGGAGAUAUAGUAACAUGUUGCAUCAGAAAGAUUUCUUAUUUUGGUAUUUUUGUUGAGAUUGAAAGAGUACCCGCAUUGAUCCACCAGACAGAAGUAUCGUGGGAUGCCACUUUAAACCCCACAUCAUCUUUCAAAAUUGGCCAGGUGGUGGAAGCAAAGGUUCAUCAGUUAGAUUUUGCACUUGAGCGAAUAUCCUUGUCUUUGAAGGAAAUAACGCCAGAUCCGUUGACGGAGGCUUUGGAAGCUGUUCUUGAUGAUCAUGCUGUAUUGGAUGGUACAUCAGAAGCAGACCAGCCUGAAAACGAGUGGGACGAUCUUGAAUUACUUGUCGAAGAACUUCAGCAAUACGAGGGUAUUGAUUUAGUAACAAAAGGCCGGUUUUUCUUGAGCCCGUGUUUGACUCCAACAUUUCAGGUUUAUAUGGCAUCCAUGUUCAAGAAUCAGUACAAAUUGCUUGCUCGAGCCGGAAAUAAAGUACAGGAGGUGGUGGUGCAGACAUCGCUAGGUACAGAGGAGAUGAAGCAUGCAAUUCUAAUAUGCAGUAGAAGAGUCGAAUAAACUCCUCUUAUGAUCAAUUAGUUCCUGUAUAGCUGGUUUGAUCAUCGUCGAGCCACCAAGGUCGGUGCAGGUGAACCAUGGUCUCAGUGGCAGAGGUGCACCCCUCAGGUCCCAGGUUCCAGCCAUUACAGAACUCUUGAGCAAUGAGUCAAGAAAAGGAACCAUUUUUGUAACCUGAAGUGGUGCUUAGAUGAGUUUGUAAAGUGGCAGACAGAGUUUGAGGUGUUUAAUUUAAUCUUCAAAAAGAAUUCAAGUAAAACUGUGAAAUUGAAUCAUCCCUUGGUCCCAAAAUAGAUUGUUCAUAUUUCUAUGUAGUUUGUUUUAA
Cynara cardunculus var. scolymus (artichoke) is the source of this 2415-nucleotide messenger RNA. RefSeq lists its product as uncharacterized. Gene Ontology annotation, molecular function: nucleic acid binding. The transcript is spliced from 14 exons. The record is from RefSeq and is a predicted model, not a curated record. Bases 39 to 2090 code for a protein of 683 amino acids. Lineage: Eukaryota; Viridiplantae; Streptophyta; Magnoliopsida; Asterales; Asteraceae.